Messenger RNA from Molossus molossus (Pallas's mastiff bat), 2919 nucleotides. RefSeq names its product pyruvate dehydrogenase complex component X (gene PDHX). Gene Ontology annotation, cellular component: pyruvate dehydrogenase complex; mitochondrion. Gene Ontology annotation, biological process: pyruvate decarboxylation to acetyl-CoA. The transcript has 11 exons. Bases 1 to 1521 code for a protein of 506 amino acids. Lineage: Eukaryota; Metazoa; Chordata; Mammalia; Chiroptera; Molossidae. The record is from RefSeq and is a predicted model, not a curated record. Gene Ontology annotation, molecular function: acyltransferase activity.
AUGGCGGCCUCCUGGAGGCUAGGCUGUGACCUGGGGAUGCUGCGUUCUCUCAUGGGCUUUGGCGGCCGGCGAGGCCUGGGGCUCGUUAAGGGAGCUGCUGGGUGGUCCGCCGCCCGCGGAGCUAGUUGGAGAUGGUUUCACAGCACGCAGUGGCUGCGGGUUGAUCCUAUUAAAAUACUAAUGCCAUCCUUGUCCCCGACGAUGGAAGAAGGUAACAUUGUGAAAUGGCUGAAGAAGGAAGGUGAAGCUGUGAGUGCUGGAGAUGCCUUAUGUGAAAUAGAGACUGACAAAGCUGUGGUUACCUUAGAUGCAAGUGACGAUGGCAUCUUGGCCAAAAUACUGGUUGAAGAAGGAUCUAAAAAUAUACGGCUAGGUUCACUAAUUGGUUUGCUAGUUGAAGAAGGAGAAGAUUGGAAGAACGUCGAAAUUCCCAAAGAUGUAGGUCCUCCAGCAGCCACUUCGCCACCGGCAGUGCCUCGUCCCUCCCCAGUGCCACCAAGUUCUGUCCCUGUCCAAAAGGAACGCACUCCGGGGAAACUGCAGUUCCGCUUAAGUCCAGCUGCCCGUAAUAUUUUGGAAAAACACACACUGGAUGCUAGCCAAGGCACAGCCACUGGUCCUCGGGGCAUCUUCACUAAAGAGGACGCUCUCAAGCUUGUUCAGCUGAAACAGAUGGGCAAGAUCACGGAAUCCAGACCAACCCCCACCCCUCCAGUAACUCCCACUACACCUUUGCCCUCACAGGCCCCAGCCAAGCCAUCUUAUCCCCGGCCAAUGAUCCCACCCAUGUCAACACCUGGACAACCUAAUGCAGUGGGCACAUUCACUGAAAUCCCAGCUAGCAAUAUUCGAAGAGUUAUUGCCAAGAGGUUAACUGAAUCUAAAAGUACUGUACCUCAUGCAUAUAUUACUGCUGAUUGUGAUGUUGGAGCUGUUUUAAAAGUUAGACAAAGUCUGGUCAAAGAUGACAUUAAAGUGUCAGUAAAUGAUUUUAUCAUCAAGGCAGCAGCUGUUACCCUGAAACAAAUGCCAAGUGUUAAUGUAAGCUGGGAUGGAGAGGGCCCAAAGCAACUGCCCUUUAUUGACAUUUCAGUGGCUGUGGCAACUGAUAAAGGUUUAAUUACACCGAUCAUAAAAGAUGCUGCUGCGAAGGGUAUACAGGAAAUUGCUGACUCUGUGAAGGUUGUAUUUUCUCAGGUUCUGUCAAAGAAAGCACGAGAUGGAAAAUUGUUACCUGAAGAAUACCAAGGAGGAUCUUUCAGUAUUUCCAACUUGGGCAUGUUUGGCAUCAGUGAAUUUACUGCAGUGAUCAACCCUCCUCAGGCCUGCAUUUUGGCCGUUGGGAGAUUCCGGCCUGUGCUGAAGCUCACUCAGGACGAAGAGGGGAAUGACAGGCUGCAGCAGCACCAGCUCAUCACAGUCACAAUGUCGAGUGACGGCCGAGUUGUCGAUGACGAACUAGCUACCAGGUUUCUUGAGAGUUUUAAAGCGAACCUAGAGAAUCCUAUUCGACUUGCCUAGUGGUUCUCAAAGAUAGAGUUGUUACCCAGAAAUAUGUUCUCUAUGAAAAAAAAUAAGUAUUUAAGUGUGAAGUGGAAGAAAUGUUUAUUUAUUUAAGGUAAAGGAAUUUGACCUGAGUUGUCUUCAUUUUCAGUGGGGGUUCCAUGUUGUAAAAAUAAAUAAUAACAAACUGUAAUAAUUAAAGAAAGAGAAUAGUUAGAUUCAUUUUUAACCUUGGUGCUGUACAAAGGGGGUGUUAAACUAGAUGUAAAUUGUGUGUUUGGUUCUUUGGAGCGUUUUAGAAUAUUUGGGGAUAUAUAAUAAAUUGUAAGCUCAAAACAUUGUUACAGUUCUACUUAAUUGUAUUGACAUUGGAUGUGGUCUUCAAAGAAACACCCAUUAAUUUAGCAGUGGGACCUCACUUUUAUAAGCACUGCUCUAGAUAUACUUGAAUGAUUAAUAUGUACAGGAGUUUCUUCUGUAUAACAGUAAAUAAAUAAGGAUCACAUUGUAGUAGGGGUUCCGCAACAUUAUUGAAUUUUUAUGUAUAUAGCCAUUCCUUUUAGAGUGCUUUCUAUCAGUCCUGUUUUUUACUCCUGUGACACUGUGAACUUCUAAAAAGGAAGAAUUAAAAAAUCAUAAAUGAAGAAAGACCAAAAUAGUUGUUUGUUUUGAUGGUAAACUAUAGUUUAAAUAUCUAAACCUCAGAAAUAACUGCUCACCUUCCUACUAAGUUGGAAUAUAUUAAAAUAAGUGAUGCUGUUUCCUACCAAACAUUUUAAAUUAGUGUUGAUUUGAACACAAAGUGUUGUUUCUUAAUGCAUUUUUAAUCAGAUUUAUAUUGUGCAAUAAGAUGUGAGAAAAUAUAAAAAUUUCUGUUGUAUUUUAAAUGUUAGGACACAGAAGUUUAGUGAAACCUUGAAGUAGAUUAGUAAUUUCCCUGGAAAAGAUUAAAGGGGAUUCUACAGGAAGAAGGGAAGAAUUUAAAAUUAAUACGGCAUUAGGCAAAUAAUGGGUAUGGAACAGAGAGUGGAAAAGGAAGCUUGUGAGGCAGGUGAGAGCUACCUUUGUUAUUCCAUUGAUGAUUCAAAAUUGUCACUAAUUAUGGCAAAGGUCAGAAGAGUUUCUUUCUUUUAACAACUCUGCUACAACUGGCGAGAUCGCUGUACCUGGAAUGGAUGCCACUUUAUCCAGUCACGGAAAGACUCGUGUCACUGUCUGCUGUCGGGAAUCACCUGAAGAAAGACUGGUACAAGUUGUAAAGUUGACUUGAUGAACUACUCACGCUGUAAGAAAAGAGCCUUCCAGAAAAUUAGAACUUCACUCAGUUGUUAAGAAAAUGCUUAAUCCAGAUAGUCAGUUUUAACAAGCUGCUUUUAAAAAUAGUUUUCAAGCCUGGCCCAUGAGGCUCAGUGGCUG